AUGCGAACCUACUCAGCCAACUCCACCGCCAGCUUUGUCUCCCAUGCUUCAGCGUCUCAUCAGCCUUCCGCAGAGAUCAUAGAGGAAGUCGAGCCCUCUUUGUCCAGUUCAACGCAGCAACGUGCUCUCAGAUCAACCAGAGUCAUGACGGAUGCCUCGUCCAUCGAAUCGCCCCGUAGCUCACGUGUACGCACUCGCUCGGACGCUGGCUCUGUCCACCAUGUGGAUCAAGACAUGUCAGCGUCCAUGCUGUCUGUCGUCGAUCCUGCUGGCAUGGACGAGAUCGAAAACAGUGUCCGCCAGUCCAAAACGAUCGAAGACUUUACCAACAUCAUCAGCGAAUUCCGAAUGAAUCGUCAGACGCUUUAUCCCGACUCUCUGGCAAAAUCGCUUGCUCAUGACGCAGAUACCAUCCCAACAAGUGCGAGCCAUCACAGUCUCGAUCAACGCAGCGAAACAGCAGAAACAAUUCGAUGUACGUGCUGCUGCAACAAGGACGACUGUCCUCGUGCUCUUCGCGCUCGCCAAGAAUGGCGUGACCUCGAGGCAGACCUUCGUCUCAGUGCAGAGAUCGGCCAAGCUUUGCUUCGCCGCCACGACGCUAUGCAAGCGAAGCUACAGAAGCAGGCCGAAGAGUAUCUGCAGCAGCGCGACGGCCUCAUGAGCCGCUUGACAAAAAGUUACAAGGAGACCUCAGCGCUUGAGCGCGAACUAGCUCAGUCCAACUUGAACCUUGAGGCAGGCGACAGCAGCAAUCGUGCCCUCCUGUACGAGCUUGACGAUGCCCGUAACCAGCUCACAAAACUCAAGGCGUCCCAAGCUCGGCUCAGCGGUGCAGAUGAGAGAAACAAAUCGCUAGAACGCCAACUUGAUGACCUCAAGCAAGAGCUUGCUGCAGAGCGCAAAAGGGCACAAGCAGCAGACGCCAAGUCCAGAAAACUCGAACUCAUAUCUACGCAGCUCAAGGAAGCUCUCAACACUGCACGCAACGGGACAAGCGUUGACGCGACCGCCACCACAUCCAACGCUCGUACUCUGCUUGACGACGAUGCUCUCCGUUCCGCACGAGACCGGCUCACUCGUGGUCUUUGUCAUCAACCAUCUUUUUCACUGGCUACUGAUGCAUCUACAACCAGCGACGACCUGCACCAUCAGGCCCAAGCCAUCAGCGAUCUCGUUCGCGACAAUGAAGCUCUGCGCAACGACAACGAUAAGCUCAGAAGUCUCGUCGACACCUGCAACGAAGAGCUUGACACCCUGCGCAGCUCGGUCAACAAUACCAUCACCAUGGUCGCAUCUCCGGUCCUGGACCUCACCCGAUUUGAUGAACAAGCGUCCUCCUACAUUGAGGCACAAACUGCCGCCAGCUUCAGUGUUGGACCGUCGGCUACGACAGCGGUCAUCACCGAAACAAGGCCCACAUUCUCGCCUCAACUACAUAAGGACCUCCAGGAUGACGUAGCGGAUACAGACAAUUUAUCAAUGCGGCCACCGAUGCCAUCCCACGCGUCUUCGAAUAGCUCAUUUACCUUUCCUUCCGUAUCGACCAGCGCAGCCUCAUUCCCUGAAUUCUCUCCUGCCGGUGUCGCUCGCAGCGAUUCUGUUGCCUACACUGCAGAUAGCAGCGCGACAAGUCAACCUCCGGAUUCCGUCGCUUUUGCGCCAAGCUCACGUUCCAGUGCCACAAGUCGCGACACAGAUAAACAUACGACCGACUUUUUGCAGUCUGAUCCUGCGCGCCGCGAAAACCGCACCGCCCAGCUCGGCAAUCUGCUCGAAUGCAUCCAUCGUCUCUUCAAUCGUCUCUCAACUGCGGACGUCGACACACUCACACGUCGUUUGCAAAGACAAAAUCUUGCAGGAGAUGCGGGCCACCUCGCCAGAACCACGGUCCAUUCGAUUCUUCGCGAUGUCGACGGCCUGCGUGAUCACUUCCGCAAGCUAAUUGAAGCAGAAGCUCGUAACAAUGCCAGAGACGAUAGUUCUUCCCACUCUAAGGACUUGGCCAACGAGAGCCUUGUCGCGAGAAAGGAUUUCUUCGCUCUGCUCAAGGCCUUCCGCGAUAUCCUCUGUGAGCUUGCCAAGCUGCGGCUCUGCAUUAACGACAUUCAUCUCAAUCCUGGACAAGCUGCCAAACUUCUUCACGACCAUUUAGGCGCAAAUACAGCAGAAGACAGAUCGCUCAUUCCGAUCCCCUCUGCAGUCAAUUGGCUCGGCAAGAUGUUGCUAGGUGGAACCAGCGUUGCGCCAUCUACGGCAUUGCCAGGCGCCAGUAUUCCUGCGGCAUCUCUCACAGUGCCAGACCCAACAGGCGCAGCUGGAAGUAAGAGAGGAAGACCUGUUGCUGGAAGAAGCAUUUCCGGUAACUUGGGCGGCCAUCUCGCCCCUCGAGCUUCGCCUGCCGUCGUCUCGUCUACACUUGCUGUCGAGGUCAAAGGUGCACACGCUUCCGCAGCCGAAUCGUCCCAACAGCGACUGUCCGUAUCGCCCCAAGCGCCAGUCGGUGGCGGCCUCAGAGCGGGACCUCGGCCUCAGCGCGGUCGGUCGCAAGCAUCGCUCACGCACGUACAAUCCCGUAACCUCUCUGGCCUUUUUGCCGGAAGUCUCACUGCAUCUUACGCUGGUCUCGGUUCUGCACGUGGCGGCUUGUCAGAUACUCACGGCAGUUUAGCACGAGCCAGCUCGCUCAGGCCAAGGGAGGAGACUUCAAAGACGAAAAAACCGUGGCAGCGACCGUUGUCCAGGAUUGUCGAUGAUGACGAGAUCAGCAUCCACCGCGGAAGGGCUAUCCGCCAGCAAGUUUUCGACGACAGCGAUGACGAUGAUUUAGAAGAAGACAUGAAAGGCAGCGGUAACCUACUUGAACGAACGUUGCGACCGCGUGGCCUGAGUGACAGCUCGAUCAGAAGCACUUUUGUGGACUUGGCUGACGGCAUCGGAGGAGGUCCCAUCUCGCCAGCUGCGAACAGAAACCGUCCUUCGCCGAUUUCACGCAUUAUCACACCAGCAACUCUAUCACUACAUUCGACGCCCAGUGCGUCCACGCCGGUUUCGAUGUCGGAAGGUGCCGAUCGGAACAGACGUAUUGCAGCCGGUAGUGCCUCGCCGUCGGUCUCCUCAGAUCGUUCCGGCAGCCUCACUCCAGGUGCGGUCGGCAUUGCAGGUGGCGUGGCUAGCACCAUCUUCAGUCGUUCAGAGAAGGUGCUGUCUUUCCUCAGCGGCGGCGUCGUCGGAUCCGGCGCAUCCAUUCAGCCCAGCAGUACUUCCACCAGUCCUGGAGACCCAACUUUGCGCCAGACGCCAUCCAUAGCUGCGUUGAACAAGGCGGCUGCACGUGGUGCGUCGUCACACGACUUGUCUGUCUCGCCACAACCUGCGCCUCCGACAAUUACGGCAGCAUCCCCGGAGCCACGAGCGCAGACGGGCUUCGGCGUUGGUCUGCCGCAACGACCAUCUCUGAGCGGCACCGGAAGCAGCCGCACUGGCUUCUGA
Mycosarcoma maydis (corn smut) is the source of this 3492-nucleotide messenger RNA. RefSeq lists its product as uncharacterized. Lineage: Eukaryota; Fungi; Basidiomycota; Ustilaginomycetes; Ustilaginales. Bases 1 to 3492 code for a protein of 1163 amino acids. The transcript has a single exon. The record is from RefSeq and is a predicted model, not a curated record.